AAACGUCAGCUUAGAAAGAUAGAGAGAGAGAAAGAAAUAGAGUUGAAGACGGUGUGAGAGAGAGUCGUAGUUGAAGUAAAAAAAUCAUCGAACACAAAGCAAACAACCGUUUCUUCUUCUUCCACCGAUCCGUACGAUGCCUUCUCGCAGAAGAACUCUCUUAAAGGUCAUCAUUCUCGGUGACAGCGGUGUGGGGAAGACGUCUUUGAUGAACCAAUAUGUGAAUAAGAAGUUUAGUAAUCAGUACAAGGCAACUAUUGGAGCGGAUUUCUUAACCAAAGAAGUGCAAUUUGAAGAUAGGCUUUUCACCUUACAGAUUUGGGAUACAGCUGGCCAGGAAAGAUUCCAAAGCCUAGGAGUUGCUUUCUAUCGUGGUGCUGAUUGCUGUGUUCUUGUAUAUGAUGUUAAUUCAGUGAAGUCAUUUGAAAACCUUAAUAACUGGAGGGAAGAGUUUCUCAUUCAAGCAAAUCCGUCCGAUCCAGAGAAUUUUCCCUUUGUCGUUAUAGGAAACAAAAUAGACAUUGAUGGUGGGAACAGUAGAGUGGUUUCUGAAAAGAAGGCUCGGGCAUGGUGUGCAGCUAAAGGAAACAUCCCAUAUUUUGAGACAUCUGCUAAAGAAGGUAUUAAUGUUGAAGAAGCAUUCCAAACCAUAGCAAAGGAUGCCCUGAAAAGUGGAGAAGAAGAAGAAUUAUACCUGCCAGACACAAUUGAUGUUGGAAACAGCAAUCAGCCAAGGUCAACAGGAUGCGAGUGCUGAACAUAUAGAUUUUGUUCUCAAUGCAAAAUAAAGUAUUUUAUUUAAAAAUCUUUUUGGCAUGUCUAGCCAUUGCUGUCUUAUGAGGUUUAAUUGUACAUUUAUGUUUGAUCAAGAAACAAAUUGUUCCUGUGCGAUCUGUUGGGUGCUUGUUUGGCUUGUGUUAAUCGAUCAUGCUGUUCUCCUUGUAUGCUAUUCCAACAUUGUUAAAAAACAGCAAAGGAUCAUUCUGAAGUUA
This is a messenger RNA of Vicia villosa (hairy vetch), 992 nucleotides long. Its product is annotated as ras-related protein Rab7. Gene Ontology annotation, molecular function: GTP binding; GTPase activity. The record is from RefSeq and is a predicted model, not a curated record. Gene Ontology annotation, cellular component: vacuolar membrane. NCBI's taxonomy places the organism in Eukaryota, Viridiplantae, Streptophyta, Magnoliopsida, Fabales, Fabaceae. The coding region runs from base 137 to 757 and encodes 206 amino acids. The transcript is spliced from 7 exons.